UCUAAAGACCAACAAAACAUUCACUAAUUACUCGCCAUUGUACAGUUUCUUUAAUUCUCUCUCUCUACCUGUCAUCUCUCCUUUUCCACUCUUCAGUGCCAUGCCCACCAAUGCUAAUUAUUACCUCAAAACCCACCAAUCCACUUGCGAAUCUCCGUUUUCUACCAAUCCUCCGGCGCAGUUCGUUUCCUUGCAAAUUUCUGACCGACCCUUGUACAGUUUUCUUCUGAUUAUCCUGCCAUUUUUGUUGUUUUUCUGCUUCUCGAGCUCUGUUAAUGGAGACGAACAGUAAGUUUCAGAAGAAGAGGAAAUGGUUUCUUCCCUUGGUGUUUUCUCUGCUUUUGACAGCUUUGGUAGUUUUCAUCACGGUUUUCACUUCGCCCCAUUUCUUCUCUUCCCAACUCUACCGCAACCGUCUCAAAAAUCGGAUUCCCCACUUCGUUGAAUCGAAGCUAACGGUAUCGGAAGCUUCCGGCGAUCCAGUUCCUCGCCUGGCAUACUUGAUCUCCGGCUCCACGGGCGACGGCAAGAGCUUGAAGAGAGCUCUGAAAGCUCUGUACCAUCCGAGGAAUCAGUACGCGGUGCAUUUGGAUUUGGAGGCGCCGGUGGCGGAGCGGCUGGAGUUGGCUGAUUUUGUGAAGAACGAGCCGGUGUUUAAGAGCGUGGGGAAUGUGAGGAUGGUUUCGAGGGCGAAUUUGGUUACCUAUAGAGGGCCAACGAUGGUCAGCAAUACGCUUCACGCGGCUGCGAUUCUGUUGAAGGAAGGCGGCGACUGGGACUGGUUUAUUAAUCUCAGUGCUUCCGAUUACCCUCUGGUCACUCAAGAUGAUCUGCUUCAUUCUCUGAUAUCCAUUCCAAGAAAUCUGAACUUCAUUGAACAUACCAGUGACAUUGGAUGGAAGGAGUACCAGAGAGCCAAACCGGUUAUAAUUGAUCCGGGUUUGUAUAGCCUCCAUAAAUCAGAUGUUUUUUGGGUCUCGGAGAAACGGAGCGUUCCAACAGCUUAUAAACUGUUCACAGGUUCUGCGUGGAUGAUGCUCUCUCGCCCCUUCAUAGAAUACUGUUUAUGGGGCUGGGACAAUCUCCCAAGAAUAGUCCUCAUGUAUUAUGCCAACUUCCUCUCGUCUCCAGAAGGCUAUUUCCACACUGUCAUUUGCAAUGCCGACGAGUUUCGCAACACCACGGUCAACCACGACCUCCAUUUCAUCUCGUGGGACAAUCCCCCGAAGCAACAUCCCCAUUUCCUCAACCUCAUUGACUUCCAACGUUUGGUAGACAGCAAUGCACCCUUCGCUCGGAAGUUUGGCCACGACGAUCCAGUCCUCGACAAGGUCGACUCGGACUUGCUCGGUUGCAAUGCUGAUGGAUACUUUCCUGGCAGUUGGUUUGAUUUGAUCGGAAAUAACAGUACUUCCCACAUGCACAACGUAACAAACACCACUGAACUGAAGCAAGGACCUGGCGCCGAAAGGCUGAAGCACCUGAUCCACGGUUUGCUAACAGCACCUGAUUUUGACACUUCACAUUGCGUGUAGCACCGACGAGGUUCGAGAUCGAUGGCGGGACGAGCGGGAGAGUGUAUAGUUAAUAGCAUCAUAGAGCAGACAACAAAGCUAAAGGGAAGGGAGAGUCACACUGGCUUUCUGGAAAACAUGCUUUGGCUUAGAUUCUUAUAUAAAAAAGGUACAAUAAUUCUGUAGUUCAAUAGUCAGCAGCGGAGCUGGUUUUCUUUUGACAGACGUAGUUUUUAUGAUUGGUCAUAUAGAGAUGUCAUUGCAUUAGACUUUAUCAAUGUAACUGAUGCAAUGUGCUGGCCAAUUGGCUGAGUAGUUAGUUAAUUUUCUUUUACAUGUACUAUUAUCCAAAGUAAAAAAGUUAUAAUUAGUUUCAAGUUUCAA
Molecule: messenger RNA, 1898 nt
Organism: Momordica charantia (bitter melon)
Lineage: Eukaryota; Viridiplantae; Streptophyta; Magnoliopsida; Cucurbitales; Cucurbitaceae
Product: beta-glucuronosyltransferase GlcAT14B
Cellular component (GO): membrane
Molecular function (GO): glucuronosyltransferase activity
Source: RefSeq, a predicted model, not a curated record